Messenger RNA from Bactrocera oleae (olive fruit fly), 6728 nucleotides. RefSeq names its product thisbe (gene ths). Gene Ontology annotation, molecular function: growth factor activity. NCBI's taxonomy places the organism in Eukaryota, Metazoa, Arthropoda, Insecta, Diptera, Tephritidae. The record is from RefSeq and is a predicted model, not a curated record.
GAACGUUGCGAGCGUCGUUGCAGCGGCAGCAACAUAACUAAAUGCCGACGAUUUGUUGUUAGUUGGGAAAAUUUGAGAGCGCAGUUGAAAAGAGCAACAACGGUAGCAGCAAUGGCAACGAGGAUGCCAAUAGUAGUCGUAGUUGCACACACAAUAAUGUACUUUUUUGACAUUUGCGUUAUUUCGUGACACACAAAUCAAUUUCGUCGUCGUUGUCGUUCGGUGGUGUGUUACGUGAAUUUUUCCAAGCGAAACGAUUUUAUGAAAAGCAGAUAUUGUAGUGAAAAUUUAGCUUUAGUGCAGUCUAAUAAUGCUAGUCAAUUGUUAAUUUAUAAGUAUGGAAUUCAUUAUUGAAAAAGCUAUAGACGUUUGUUCACUUUUAUACGGAUUUAGGCACAUGUUCUGCUUAAAUGCGAGGUGCCUACGGUGAAAUUGGUGAAAAAGUGUUAAAGCGUUGAUGGCAAUAGUGACACAAUUUUCACGCACACAUGUGUACACACAUAGCAAUGCAAAGUGUUAUGCGAAAACCGGACGGUUUUUGUGGGUCUCCAUCGACCGCUAGCGGAAGUCGGAAGCGGAAGUCGCUUGGAAAUUAGUGUUUCGCGUAUGCCUUGGAGUUGUUUCGGUUGGGGAAUUGGCUGAAAAAUGCCACUAAAGAUGGCGAUGUAGAGAAAAUGCAUGACGAUGUCAAACGAUAGACAAAUGAAAAAUAUCAGCAUAAAAGAAGACUAAUCUUCCAAAAAGCUAAACAUUAACGAACACGCUACGGAAUUUAAUACUACAACGAAAUUUCAGCAAAAUAUACUGAAAGCUUAAUACCGAGUUUAAAAAAAAUUAUGUAUAAAAAAUUAAACAGAAAAAUUCUGCUUUGAACAAAAGUAUAACAAAAAAAUUAAAUUAAAGAAGUAAAACUCAGCGCUGGAAGAAAAUAAUACCAGUGCGAAACGAAAGAAUUACUUUAUAUUCAUACAAAUAAGUUAAAAAUCUUAAAAGCUUAAAUUUUUAAUCAUUGGUGCAAAAAAACGUAAGCAAAGUUAAAAAAAAAAAAGAACUGAAUAAUAUCAAAACAGCAAAACAACGCUAACAGUGCAUAACAAAAGUGUUCACUCAUUACUUAUAUCGCUAUUUCAUUACUUGUGGAUUUAAAAUACAAAAAAUACCAAAUUAAAAAAAAUUUAUAUAGAAAAUUAAUGCAAAAAGUGUAAAAUAUUAAAUUAUAUUUAAAAUUUAUAAAUAUAAAACCUAAAAUUAAUAAACAUGACACUUACUUUACUAUAAAAUAUAAUAAAAAAAAUAUAAUUUAAAAAAAAUUAUAAUAAUUGCGCAAUAUUAAACGAAAAUAUUUUUGCAAAAAAAUUAUUUUUUUGAAAAAAAAAACUAAAGAAUACACACGCUAUAUAAAUAUACCGAUAAUAAAUAUUUAGAGAAAAAAAUAACGAGCUAAUUAAAAUAUUUAAGAAAAACAUAUACACAAAAUCAAUUAUAACGAAAAUAUAUACAUUUUUUCGAGAACUUCAUCAAUGGUCGCUUGUGGUUGUAAAGCGUAGCCGAAUGCGAAUCUUAAUUACAUGCAAAAUAAAUGGGUACAAUGAGGCCAAAUAAAUACGAUGUUACCACAGCUUACGGUCUAUGCCAAGAUUAUUUACCUCCUGAUGGUGGUGAUUUCGGGUGCAUUAUGUACAGUAGAAGAUUAUGUAAUAAUGUCACAGUGUGCACACAACAAAGCCAUACAUGUAGCUGCGGAAGGAACAGUCUCAGUGACAGACAUUUCACAGACACAAAAUAUAACGAUAGUCGGCCUCCCGGACUAUGUGAACAACAAUCUCAAAAUAGCACUGUACGCAAAAGAAACACAACGGUAUCUGUGUUUCAACGAUCAGUGGAAACUAGUUGGAAUGAAAGAACUGCGCGACACCUGCUACUUCAACGAAACCAUCGUACACGGUUAUUUCGUGUUUCGUUCCGUAGUCGAUCUGCAGCGACGUGUCGGCUUCACGCACCGAGGUAAGGCGGUCGGGCCGAAGAAGAAUGUCAACGACGCCUGUUAUCUGUUCACGAAGAUACAGGCCGAUCAGUUUUUCCAUCAGCACACCGAUUAUUUUGCACCGAAAUCGAAGAGCACCAAAAUCAUCAGCGGCAUUGGCGCCGCACCGCAAACAACCACAGCCACACACACAACAUCAGGAGCCUCGGCGCGUUUGUCGUCACAGCGAACAGCGCUCUCAGCCGCCGCUACAACGGCGACUGUCACGGCAACGGCGGCGCAACGCAAUUACAACAGCAACAACAGGCUAUUGCGUACCAACAACAAGAAUAAGCGAGUGAAUGGCGGGCGCAGCAGCAAUAGCAACAACAAUAGGAACAGUAACAAUAACCAAAAUGAAGAGUACACUAAUGGCCAUAGUAGCAAUUUAAGCAGCAGCAGCAACAAUAAUAACAACAGCAAUCAGAGCAGUAAUAAUAACCACAAUAACAGCAGUAAUUUAGUUAGCAAUAGUCAGCAGCAAGUAGAUUUAAGUCAGCAAAAGCAACACCACAACAGUAAUGGCCGCACGCGCGAACACGUGCGUCAGCAACAGCAACAACAGCAGCAUCAAGUGCGGCAUCAUCACAACGAUCCUAAUUUGAUAGCACGUCGCCAGCACCACGAGCACAAACAGAAACGGCGACAACAUCAGCGACAGCAGCAGCGACUGCGCAGCGGCAAAUUAACUAGUCCAGCAACAACAACGGUAGCGCAAGAACGCGCCUCAGCGACAACAACAACGAAAGCAGUUUAUAGCACGACAGCAACAGGCGCAGCAGCGCGCAGCAGCAGUCAGCAUGACAAAGGCGCGCAACAUGAACCGCAACCGGCGACUGUUGCCAAUGUCGCGGCUAAAGCUGCAACGGCAACUGCAAUAAUUAUGAAGUCAACUACAACUAUUGCCAAUAAGCGCAAGGGCCGACGAAGAAAGGGGCGUAAGCAACGAAAGCAGCAACAACAACAGCGCGCACAGCAACAAAUGUUGCCGCUUAUAGCGCGUGUACCCACAAAGGCCGCCGACACACCAACGCAAACCACAUGGCUGUGGAGCGAUUCGCCUACGCCACCGCUCUCCUCGCUGUCAACGCAAAUGCUAGCCGAUGUGCCGAGCAGCAUAUCUCCUGCCACAACAUUUGGCGACUACAGCGGCGAAUGGCAGUCCUCUGUGACAACACACGUCGACGCGACGUCCGUAGAUACCGCAGCGCCUUCAUCUUUCACAACAACUCUGUCGUCGCUGGCAUGGGGCACACCUACACAAAUAUACUUGGACUCAACGACCGACCUGAGCGAUGGCGCGUCGUCGCUCACGCCAACAAGCGAUUACAACAACAACACCGAUUUCUCGAUCGAAGAGUCGCUGAACGCUACGUUUGUUACUGAAAUCGAUGAUAGCAGCAUGACGCCGGAGUCUACAAUGGACGUAGACGAACAAUUAAGCAGUAUUACUUCCCAACAACAACACUUUACAACAAAAAAUGUGGCAACACCAGUCUCAACAGCGGAAACCAUCAGGCCUACAUCAACCACGUGGUCAGAGAGUAGUGAACAGAAUUGGUCAUCAACCACACCAACUAAUGACACUGAUGACGUUGAAACAGUGUUCCCCUCCCCCACAGCAAUAGUCGAUACUGAAACCGUUGCAGCCACAGCAAUUUUCUCAGAGGAUGUCAAUGCGACAGAGGAGACGCAAACUGUUUCUGAGGACGCAGAUUUAUUUGCAACAAUCAACUCUACCUCCAGUGAAAUUGAAGCGGAAAGUAGCAGCAACACCUAUCACGACGAUGGCAUCACCGAAGCACUGGCAGAAGUUGGUGGCACACAGAGUACAACAACUGCACACCAAAAAGUGUAUGACUUACCGGCUGAGCGUGGCAAUAUCGGCCACAUGUGGAAAAAGCAGUCCGGCAUCGCUGCAAGCAUAGCCACACUGCUGCACCAACAAUUGCUGGCAACUAGUGCCAGCAACGGCAACGUAUACGCUUGGCGGCCGGAGCGUGGUGAAGAAUACUCAGAUGAAAUAAUCGUGGCUACCGGACGACCAGUCGCCGCAGAGCUCGACACGUCAACCGAUAUUGCUUCAGGCGAUCGUGCAACAUGGUGGCAACAUCAUAUGAAUCACAGCGGUACGAACUUUUGGGACAAAGGCAUUGGUGAUGAGGUGCCGAGCAGCGACGACGAUGCCGAUUUAGACUGGCUGAAGCACAUCACCAAACAACGAAAUUCAAGCAAGCGCAGACAUAACCACCGCAAAACCAACAACAACAGCAGCAAAGAUGUUGAGGCCGUGUCCCAGCAACCUUUGCAAGCGUUGUUGACGAGCGAUUCUAGCCUUAGUUUUAGCAAAAAAUAUGUGGCGGAAGGAAAAUUACAACGACAAAGCAGCAAAGCGCUUAGCGGAAGCAAUAAAUUGCUAGCAGCAACAACAACAGCGCACGAGUACAGCAGCACAAUGGCAACAUCGCGCACCAACAGUGCAACAACACAUACCGAAGGUGUUAUUAAUCCCACAACUACAACCACAACAAUGAAUAAUAAAGCAUUGGCAACAACAACGACAACACAACACCUUUACCCACUUCAGCAAUUGCUUGGCAACAAAACGAUUUUGCCGCUAUAUAAUCCACCGUCGUUGGUGCAUUUUGAUGGCAAUAGCAAUCACUUGGCGCACACACAUACACCCACAGCAAGCACGCUUAUCACAUCCACUUCCGCCGCUGCACCAACUUCAACGACUGUAACCGGUGACGCGACAACCGUCGUCGCUCCGUUAACCACCAAAAAGUCGAUACGCAUCUCAACGCAAAAGUUGCUGGCCACGCCCUUCCAUCAGCUAACCUAUGUGCGCAACAACGCCGGCGACAUUGAUAUCGACAACAUUGACAACAUCAGCGUCUAUCCGGAUCUGCUGGAGGAAUCUGGCGAACUGGCGGAACAGCGCUCGACGGAGCGCGCGGAAACCGACGCAACACGCAAUAGUAGGCUGACAAUCGUUAGCGGUUAUCUGCCCACUUCGGCGACAGCGACGCUACCCGAGUCGAUACGACUUGCUAAGGUGAAGAUAAAUAAAGAAAGAAAGCGUAUGAUGAGCCUAAGAAAAAGGCAUAGCAGGCGACACGCGUAGUCGUGAUUUGAGAAAAAUCUAAUGAGAAUUUAGAAAUGGUUAUUUCUGAAAUGCUUCAACUUAACCAAAAGCUUUCGAAGUAGCGCUUUAAAAACCAAAAAUGCCUAACACUCUAAAAGCUUUGCAAAAUUUCUCGCCAGGUACACGGCGCAACCCAAUAUCAUUUUUAAUUGACUGUAAAAGCACAAAACAUGUAAGCUUUUUAGUAAAGCUUUUCAAAAUUUUUCACCAAAGUAUUGGAAUUUCUAAAAAUUUCACAGUGAAGUCAUAGUCAUGUGGUGUAAAAAAUUUGCAAAUUUUUCCAAAACGCUUAUUUUACAUUAGCAAACCGAAGCAGGCAGUGAAAGCUUAAAACGAUAUAUGAAAGCUUAUAAACAAAAGCUUGUGCUUGUACAGCUUUCUCAUAAUAAAAAGCAGGCUUGUUUGUGCGCUCAUCAGCAAUGAAGCAAAAACAAUUUAAUCUUAAAAAUAGUUGCGGUUUAAGAUUUGUACUGAAAUAUAAAUUGAGCAAAAAUAACUCAGAACUUACUAACAUAUUGUAUUGUGUUGCAUAACUAUUAUAUCUUAUAGAUAUUAGAAAUACACAGUUUUUUAGCGAAAUUGGUAGACACAGCGUUGACAUACGAAUAAAUUUAAUAUUUCACAGCGAAAAAACCACAAAUUCACCAAACACCGAACACGAAGCAGAGCCGAAUUCAUGCAAACACGACUUGCACGACCGCUGCGUACACUCAUACGAAAAAAUGCACGUUUUUGAACACCGCAAACAAUUUCGUACGCAUUACUGUGUUGCAUAACAUAGCGAAUGACCGUUGAUAACUCUAAACACUGAAUAGUUAAAUAGACAAUGUUUAAUGCAUAUUUUGUUGCAGAUAAUUAAAAACAAAUGAGACAAUAAACAGCUGGCAUAUGUAGUUUAUGGUUAAAAAAAAAGAGGUAACGAAGCAAAGUGAAGCAGAUGACGCCAGUACAGAUGUGAAGGCUCGAAAAAAUACAUAUAGAUGCAAAAUUCUACUUUUGAAAAUAAACAAAAAAAAAUAAGCAAAUAAAUAAAUCGUAGAGCAAACAAUUUUUGACAGAAAUUAUUAUUAAAGCGUUAAAUGUGCUUUUUGAUAUGUGCAGAAAGAUAACUAUACGUAUAUAAGUGAAUAAAUAUAGUAACAGAAGAAUUAGUAUCUAAUAAAUGUUUGAAAUUUGCACGAUUGAGCCUUGGCGAAGCGAAACAAAAAUUAAUCAAAAUAUAUAAAACUAAACUACAGCAAAAAAAAGCAGUAAUUUCAACUGAGAAACGAACGUUUUAUCAACUAAAUCGCACACAGUAACACUUCCAAACCAAAAUAACAAGAAAAAUAUAUAUACAAAAGAGCAUAGAAAAACAAUUUCAAAAAUAAAAUAUAAAAAUCAUAUUCAAUUAUUUGCAAAUUUAACUCUACCAAAAUUGUGAAAUAUACCUUUGCGAAAACGGUAAAUGCUUGGGUUAAAAUAUAAAAGCCUAAAUUUACUAAGCGAGCAUUAUUUAUUUGAAAACAGUGGUAAAAUAUACAAGAAUUGAAGCUAAAAAUGCAAAAAAAAAAAAAA